Molecule: messenger RNA, 3235 nt
Organism: Daucus carota subsp. sativus
Lineage: Eukaryota; Viridiplantae; Streptophyta; Magnoliopsida; Apiales; Apiaceae
Exons: 7
Coding region: 121-2691 (856 amino acids)
Biological process (GO): protein phosphorylation
Molecular function (GO): ATP binding; protein binding; protein kinase activity
Source: RefSeq, a predicted model, not a curated record
AACUUUGUGAUCGGCUCGAUUCUGAACUUAUUUAUCUCCAUCACAACUAAAAUCAGUUUAUACAGUUGUUCAAUAUACGCUGCUGCUAUGUUUUCGUAUCAGACAGAUUAGUGAUCAGCCAUGGAGACCCCCGACUGGCCGGAGUUACCGGAGUGUCCAGUAUGCCUCCAGUACUACGACGGCGCGUGCACUAUACCCCGCGUGCUCCCCUGUGGCCACUCAGUUUGCGAAGCUUGUGUAAGCCAGCUUCCUAACCCUUUCCCUCAAACAAUUCGCUGCCCAGCUUGUACUCAACUCGUCAAAUACCCACAAAACGUAUCAUCUUUACCCAAAAACAUAGACUUGUUGCGCCUCUCUUCUCUUCUGCAAAACCCAGAAAAGCCCAUUUCGCCAAAACCCAAAAAGGCCAUUAAAGAGUUGAGUGAGAAAGAUGGUGCUUUUAUGCCCAAUUUGUGGAGUCGAGAGUUUUAUAAUUCUUGGAAAGAUUGGAUUUUGAGUGAAGAUUGUGUUGUAAUUGAUGAAUUUGGGGGUGGUGGAGGUGUUUUGAGGGGAAAGGUGGGUGCUUUUGAGGGUUUUCUUGGAAUGCCCUCCAAGUGGUUGAUGAAGGAGAAUGAUGUUGUGGGUUUGGUGAAAGUUGGGGGUUUGUUGAAUGAUGAUGAUGGUGAGGUUGUUUAUAGUUAUGUAGGGAAGAUUAUGAGAGUUUUGUGUGGGAUGAGUGAUAGUGAGAGAGAUGAGUUGGGGUUGAUUUUGGGAAGUAGUUUGAAGUGGAGUAGAGUUUGUAAGGUUUUCGGGUUGUGGUAUAAUAAGGAUGAUCAGGGUGUGUAUGUAGUGUGUGAGAGCCAUGGUUGUAAGGUUUUGGACAAAUUGGAUGGUUGGGAGAAGGGGUUUAGUGAUGAAGAUGACGAGGAUGUGGGUUUGCGUAGGGAUGCUAUUUUGGGAGUUUUGAUGAUUGGAUUGGAGAUAUGUGAAGCAGUGAUGGGUUUGCAUUCAGAAGGAUUGAGUUUUGGUUCUCUUGGUUUGUCUUGCUUUAGUUUUGAUUGUUUUGGUCAUGCUUGUGUAGAAAUUCUUGAGGUGAUGACUAUGGGUGCAAGCUUAAAUAAGAUGUUUGCGAGUGCUUUGUCAAGCAAACAUAAAAAUGAUCGCGAAGAAUUGGAAAUUAUAAUGAACAGGUUUUUGUUUGAGGGGUUCACAUUUGUUAGCCCAGAGUUGUUUGUCGAGUUAUUGCGAAGAGGGGGUGCUAAUGUGGGGCCCGGCUUUCAAAGAUAUGCUGUUGGGUAUGGUUCAGAUGUUUGGUCUUUGGCUUGUGUUGUAAUUUGUUUUCUUGUUGGGAAACCAUUUAUUGAAGAGUUGCAUAAUUAUAUAUGUUGCCUUAUUCUAUUUUUUAACGAUAAAGAGAAUGUUAAUUGUGAGGUCAUGUACAAGGGUUGGUUGGAUAAAGUUAAGACCUUUUUAGAUACUAGAUUGAAGUUGGAAAGUAUGUCACUGAAGGACCUUCUUAUCAGAUGUUUGGCUUUUAAUUCAGAAAUGAGACCAGAUGUAGUAGACAUCUGGAAAUGCAUUAGGAGCAUGCUAGUUGAUCCAGAAUUUCAUAUGGUUGUCAGUUUGAGGCAGACAAUGACAAAGGGGAACAUGAAUCACUGCUUGGUUCUCGGAAAAAUUUGUCAUCUGAUAUACACAAUUAAGGAAGUGCCAGAAAACCAGAUUAUAAGUGUUGUGCAGGGAAAAUGUGAAGUUCUUGAACAAGUAACAAAUUUGAGGAUUGACCGGGAUCUCACUGCGGAUCUUCCUGAGGGUCAUGUUAAAAGCAUUGAUUUGCAUGGCCAUCUUGAUUGCAUCACAGGAUUGGCUGUUGGAGGAGGAUUUUUGUUCAGCUCGUCAUUUGAUAAAGCGGUUCAUUUGUGGUCACUGGAGGAUUUUACUCACAUACAUUCCUUUAAAGGUCAUGAGCACAAAGUCAUGGCUGUUGCUUUUGUGGAUGAAGAGCAGCCAUUGUGUAUAAGCGGUGAUAAUGGUGGUGGUAUCUGCAUAUGGGAAAUUAGUAUUCCAUUUGGAGAAGAACCGAUUAAGAAGUUGGUUGCGGAAAAGGAUUGGCGUUAUAGUGGCAUUCAUGCUCUGACUGUGUCUGGCAGCGGGUACUUCUAUACUGGCAAUGGGGACAGGUCAAUAAAAGCCUGGUCGAUGCAAAACUAUACUCUGGCAUGUACGUUGACUGGUCAUAAAUCAGUUGUUUCUACAUUAGCAGUUUGUCAUGGUGUGCUAUAUAGUGGAAGCUGGGAUGGAACAGUGAGACUAUGGUGUCUUAGUGAUCAUAGUCCAUUGACAGUUUUGGGGGAAGAUUCGCCUGGAAACAUGGCCUCUGUUUUAUCUCUUUCUGCUGAUCAGAAUAUGCUGGUUGCAGCCUAUGAAAAUGGACACGUAAAGGUCUGGAGGGACAACCUCCUUGUUAAAUCUACAGCUGCACAAGAAGGUGCAGUUUUUUCCGUUUGCAUGAAAGCAAUGUUGAUCUUUACAGGCGGUUGGAGCAAAACUGUCACGAUACAGCAAGUUCAGGGAGACAAUAAUUUAACGGAUGUCAUUCCUAUUGGCUCUAUUGCUUGCAAUUCUGUCGUAACGGCUUUGUCAUACUGGCAAGGAAAGCUCUUUGUUGGACAAGCUGACAGAACAAUUAAGGUAUAUUAUUACAAAGUGUGAUGAGAGUGACAUUCAUAUUCUGUGGAUGAUAUAUAUGAUCAAGUCAGACUUGUGUUUAUGCACACUGGGCUAUGGCUGUUUCACUUUUAAGGGAGGAAGAUGAGAGAUGAAAUGCUUGGAGUACCCGAAUGAAAUUCAAGAAUAUAUUUUUGACCAUGUUAUCGCUUAUCCAGCAUAACAGUAACAUGGAUUCACCGGUAUAAAAGAAUUUUAUAAUGUUAUACAGCCUAAACAAUAAUGAUGUAUGUGUAGGUAUUUUGUGUAGCUUGAGAUUUUUUUUAAUGCUGUAUAUAUUCCUUCUUUACGACACCCUUGUAAGUAUAGCCUUCUUUGUUUUGCUUUCAAUUAUAGCCUUUUUGAUACAAUGAUGUUUAAUACGCACCCGGCCAUGUACAUCAGCGACAACUUGAUCAAUUUUGUUGCAUACAAUUUGGAUUUUGUAUUUUUUAAAUUAUAAAAAUCCGAAUGCUAUGUGUGUUGGAAGAAACAAGUGAGGUUAUUUUUUUUUCCCUGAUUAGUUAGAUUAAUUUGCAUAUUGCUUACA